AUGUUGAAAACAAAAGAAUUUUGCUGGACGGGAGAGGCAGAUGCAGCAUUUACUCAGUUAAAACAAAUAUUGACUUCACCUCAAGUAUUAAUUCCAUACGAUCCGUCACUACCGGUAAUGUUAGCAACAGACGCAAGCCGAACGGGUCUAGGUGCUGUAUUGUCACAUCGUUUAGAAAAUGGAGUGGAUCGGCCAAUAGCUUAUGCAAGUCGAACGAUGACUGUUACGGAACAACGAUAUACACAAAUUGAUAAAGAGGUACUAGCUAUUGUGUGGGCAGUUCAAAAAUUUUUCAAAUACUUAUAUACUCGUCAUUGGAUAUUGAUCACGGAUCAUAAGCCGUUAUCACAGAUUCUUCAACCUAAUAAAUCGCUUCCAGUACUAUGUAUAAGUAGAAUGGCUAACUAUGCAGAGUUUUUAAGCAGAUUCGAUUUCGAAGUUAUAUACAAAAAUUCAAAAGCAAACGCAAAUGCCGAUUAUUUGUCACGUGCUUCCCUUCAACAAAUAAAUCAAUUACAACAAAUAGUAGCGACUCAUUCAGAUGAAUGUGAUGAGUUCGAUAAUUUCAUGAUUUGCCAGAUAAAUCAGUUGCCUGUUAAAGCAGAACGUAUUGCAAUAGAAACCAGAAAGGACAAGCAUCUCGGCAAGAUAAUCAGAUUACUGGAAAGUGGCCGCUGUUUAAAAAGAGAAGGUUACAAAUCGCCAGAAGCGAGUUACGUGUUGUCAUCAGGGUGUUUGACGUUCGAACAUCGGGUCGUUAUCCCUCCACAUUAUCGACAAAGAUUACUAGAGAAUCUACACACAUCGCACUUAGGAAUGGUAAAAAUGAAGGGCAUUGCUCGUUCUUUUAUAUAUUGGCCAGGAAUAGACAAAGAUAUUGAGAAUAUGGCCAACGAGUGUGAUGGGUGCGCGAGACAAGCGAAUAAGUCGGUGAAAUGCGAUAGUCAUUAUUGGGAAUACCCAAAAGGACGAUGGGAACGUAUUCAUAUUGAUUAUGCAGGGCCAUUUGAAGGGGCAAUAUUACUAGUAAUUGUUGAUGCUUACAGUAAGUGGUUAGAAGUUAAAAUCACAAAAUCUACUACGGCUGCAGAUACAAUUUCGCUUUUGGACGAUGUAUUUGCUGUUCUUGGAGUUCCGCUUAUGGUGGUUUCUGACAAUGGAACAAAUUUUACUUCUGUAGAAUUAAACGAUUUCCUCACAACAGUUGGUGUUAAAUACCAUAAAUAUUCAGCUUCAUAUCAUCCAGCUACUAACGGUCAGGCGGAGCGUAGCGUACAAACAAUAAAAAAUGCGCUAAAGGCAAUGGGCACAACAAGCAAGAAUUUAAAAAAAAAUUUGAACGAGUUCCUAAGGCAAUACAAGAAUACGCCACAUUCAACUACAGGGUUUUCGCCAGCUCAGUUGUUUUUGGGACGACAUCUGCGAACACGCUUAGAUCUCAUUCGGCCAGAGGAAAUUGCAAAGAAGGUGAAAGAUAAGCAAUACUUGCAGUGUCAAUCUAGUAAUAGGUGUAGGGAAUUCGCAGCAGGCCAAAGCGUAUACUUCUUAUCGGGCAAUUCGCGAAUGCAUAAAUGGCUCAGAGGUACAAUUAAUACACGUUUAGGUGAUCUUCACUACGAAAUACUUUGUAAUGGAAAGGAAGUAAAGAGACAUGUAAAUCAAAUUCGAAGAGCUGCAAGUGCACCCAUUAGAAAUACAGCGAAAGAAUAUCGUGAAUCAAAAUAUUCGUUCGAGAGUAGUGGUGACAAGACAAAGGACUCGCUUGAAGCAGAGAACAAUGAAAUAAUCACUGAAGGGAGUCCGGGAUUGGAGAAUGAGUUUAAGAGGCCAGAAAACAAUGAAGCAACCACUGAAGGGAGUCCGAGAUUGGAGAAUGAGUUUGAGAGGUGGACAACGCCCAACACAUCGAGAAAUGAGGAGUUUUAUUCAACACCACACCCAAUAGCUGAGAGUACGCCUGAGACGACCAAUGUAACUCCCGCUAUACGACACAAGACUAAGGAAAACUAG
Teleopsis dalmanni is the source of this 2010-nucleotide messenger RNA. RefSeq lists its product as uncharacterized. The record is from RefSeq and is a predicted model, not a curated record. The coding region runs from base 1 to 2010 and encodes 669 amino acids. Gene Ontology annotation, molecular function: nucleic acid binding. The transcript has a single exon. Gene Ontology annotation, biological process: DNA integration. Lineage: Eukaryota; Metazoa; Arthropoda; Insecta; Diptera; Diopsidae.